CUCGGAAUACUUAAGAAAAGAUGUCCUUUAGAGUAGUCUCUUCUAAAUUUAAAAUUUGUAAUUUUUUUUUUUCGUGCACUUUGCUUUUAAAUUACCAAGUUUCUGAGAUUCUCUAAAAGAUCAUCCUCUCGUGUGAGACUGCGGUACAGCCAAAGACAUCCAGUUAAGCCUUUCUUUCUUCUUUUCAUUUUUCAAAAAACCAAAAGCAACUUGGAAAAUGCAAGUAAAGAAACGAUCCUCUCAAUGAAAUGUAAUUAAAGAAACUGCAGGAAAGAAUCCUAAAGAAAAUUCAGGCUUCGCUGGGAUUCUUACCAAGAUACUAACUGGGCGCGUCACCACCAACUGAGUUACAAAGCAACAUGUUAGCCUGCAGUGCAGGCGUUUUAUCCUCCCCCACCCCUACCCCUCUCCUUAUUUUUGACCGUCGGCAGCCCCCUUGGUACAAAUUUCUUUCUCUCCCCAGCCUUCCGUUGCCAUUAAAAUCAAAGAUGGCGGCCAUAAGUUUCGUUAAGAAGACACUGAACACUCGCCAAAAUUACGCCUGCUCUGCAGGCUAACCAAAUGUAGAAAGUAAAGCAAAUUUUAAUGAGAACUUCUUUCUCAGAGAGAGAUCUGCUCACAAUUAAAUCAAAUUAAUUCAUAGUUUAAUUUUGAUCAUUUUUGAAGAUACCACUAAUGCUAUAUAUUUUUUUUCGACAGUUUGAACCGAUAAACAUAAAGAUGUCUAAAGCUAAGCGUGUCUGUGUGAUCGGUGCAGGUCCCAGUGGUAUGUCAGUAUUGUUUCACUUCAAUAAAUUGAAAGAACAAGGCAAAGAAAUUCCUGAAAUUGUGUGCUUCGACAAGCAGUCAGAUUGGGGAGGGCUCUGGAAAUACUCCUGGGAAACUGGUAAGUACAUAGUUUUCAGGGGCGCGUCGACACACUCUUUUACAUAGCCUAUGUAUCUAUUCAUUUGAUCUUGUUAUGUCCUUCUGGUAAAAAAUAGCAUUUCCUUAGUGUAGAUGAGGUUUAGCCACUUGGAGGAGGUGCCAACUGUGUAAUACGUUCUUUUUGUUUUCUUCUUUAAUGUGCAGCGUCGACAUCGCACCUAAAAUAACGCCACUAGGAAUGUGGAAAAUGAGUGUGGGACAAUAUGAGCUGAUCAGUGCUUCUGAGUUAAGGGGAAGGCAGAGAACAUAAAAAAACAUGUUUUUUUGCGACAUCUUAGAGUCGAUUUGAAAAGCGGACUUGGUAGACCAUUUGUAUGCAUACUGAGAAAAAAAAGGUUAAAGCAAACAAUUAUUUGAAUUGAAGAAAAAUGAACACAACUGUAUGAUUUAAUUCUUUUUUGUUAUUGUUGUUUUCAGGUAUCGAUCAGUUUGGUGAACCCGUCCAUGGAAGUAUGUACCGAGGCCUCUGGUCGAAUGGUCCGAAGGAGGCUUUAGAGUUUCCAGACUACACGUUCGAAGAUCAUUUCAAAAAGGCAAUUCCAUCCUUCCCACCCAGAGCGGUUCUCUUUGAUUAUCUACAAGGUAAGUAAUCUUUCCAUCUCAACAAGUUACCUAAUGGUUAGGCUCUGCUCCUGAUUUCGAUCACGCUUAUUCAUUUAUUUAUUAAUUUUUUUUUUCAUUGUUGUGACUGGUUUUCCCAAUUCCGUGACGAAAAAGAGUUAUAAAGCAGGCCUAUCUUUUAAGAGCAAAAGUAGCUGUAGACAAGCGAUGUAGAGGUUAUCGAAUUAACACACAGCUAUUGGCGCGUAACUUAACAAUUUUUCUGUUACUGAAUCUUUUAUCAGGUCGUUGGACUAAAGGCGAUCUUCGACACUGGAUUCGUUUCAAUCAUGCCGUCCGCCAGGUGACCUACAAUGAUGACACUGACGACUUUUCAGUGGUUGUCAAAAGCCUUGGCGAGGACAAAGACCUUCCUGUUCAGAAGUUUGACUACCUUAUUGUAGCGACUGGUCACUUCUCUGUGCCGCACGUUCCCUCUUUUCCAGGAAUAGAGGAGUUUCCUGGUCGCGUGAUGCACUCGCACGACUUCCGAAAUGCCUAUCAGUUCCAAGGCCAGACGCUCCUCGUUGUCGGCUCCAGCUAUUCUGCUGAGGAUAUCGCUUUGCAAAACCUCAAAUAUGGCGCUAAGAAGAUCAUUUGCUCCUACAAGACCAGGCCGAUGGGCUUCAAGUGGCCCACUGAGAUCACUGAGAGACCACUUGUAACAAAGAUCGUGGGCAAAACUGUCCACUUCAAGGAUGGUACCACUGCCGAUGUGGACGCCAUCAUUUUGUGCACCGGCUACUACUUCCACUUUCCGUUCCUUGAAGAGCGCCUCCGACUGAAGGCCAGGAAUAUCUUGUACCCUGCCGGGAUGUACAAGAAUGUGCUGUGGACCGAGGCUGGCAACAACAAGUUUUUCUACAUUGGAAUGCAGGACCAGUACUACACUUACACCAUGUUCGACGCGCAAGCCAAGUGGACCGUGAACUGCAUCACAGGGGAGCUCAAACUCCCUGACAAGGAAGCCAUGAAGAAGGACAUUGAGAAAUGGAUCGCAAAGUAA
Molecule: messenger RNA, 2533 nt
Organism: Pocillopora meandrina
Lineage: Eukaryota; Metazoa; Cnidaria; Anthozoa; Scleractinia; Pocilloporidae
Source: the annotation of a GenBank genome assembly